GACUUCAAGUGUUGAGCGGUUGAUAGAAUGUGGUUGUUUGUUGGGAAUAUAUGUGAUGUUUUUUAGUUUGUGUGGUCGCUCAGAUAUCGGAUACCAGUAACUCAGCUGUUGGGUACAGGUUACACCAGUAUCUCACGGUUCAGGAUUUAUGGUAAAAGAUGAAACGCUUCAGAGGUCAAAACAUCAAUCUGUCCCAUAUGGUGUAUGCCUCCACUAACAAAAAAACUGCUGCUCAUGAGCACACAUUUUUCAUGUGAAUUACCGUUUUUAUAUCCUCAUACUUUUUUUAUAUGUAAAUACGAGUUUUUCAGUGUAAGCGAAAAGUAGGAUCUUGUUAAAAUAUUUUAUGCUGAAAAUUCAGUUGUGCCUGGUACUAAGUACUGAAUAAAGGGAUUAUUAUAAUUCUAUAAAAUUACCGUAAACAUCAUCAGCAGUAUAGAUGUCAUGUGACUAUAGUGUGUGGAAUUUAUGUCAAAUAAAGUAAUUUACAUCUACACUUUAAUAAAACGAAUCUCGCUGAAAAAAAUACCAUACAGAUUUGUGUAUUGAGAAUUGGAAACCUACAAUCUGUGUUAGCCCUUUUCUGGUAAGCUUCUGAGUGUCUGGUUUUCUUUUGAAUUAGUCAGUUGAAGAGGUGAACACCAUUCCAGGUAACAGGUUCCAAGAAUUGAUUACUCGGUAGUCGCCUUCUGUACUUUACUCAAACUAUCCCAGUCACCUUUUAAACAGGGGCUUGCAACCUAAACUCAGUUUUCAAGUUUGUAUCUCACUAAGGUUGUAUAUACUGUGGUGAACAUAUUAGUAUCUAACUUGGCAAACGUCCGUCUUAAAACUCACUGGGUUUUAAACCCCUCGGCUGCGACCUCAAGACAAUGGACCAUGGUUUUAAGAUCAUGGCUCAUUUUCAUCUCAGGAUCCUUGUUAAACCAGACUCUGGGCACUGAUUUAUUCUAUGCUGUACCUAUUUGCAUUUUUAUCCGCAAUGUGCAUGUAAACAUACUUGACCACGUUGAUAGGUAUCAACCACUUUUUAGAUCAGUUAAUCAAAACAUCUAAGUCUAGCUGAAGUGCACAUGCAUAUACAUCUCCUAUUAUUUCUCUUCAGAUUUUUACAUCAGCGUAUAGUAGCAUCGGGGACUCAACCUUACCUGGGAGUUCAUUUACAUACGGUAUAAAAAGUAAAGGGUCUAAGACAAAGCAUUGAGGUACUGCACUAAGUAUUAGUUUUCUUGAGAAUCAUUUGGGAUUCAUUCUUAAUUUCUGACUACGACCUACCAAGAAAUCCUUAACCCACUUUAGGAUAGGACCGGCUAUUCUUGGAUUUCCCAGCCUCGAGAGUAAUUUAUUUUUUGGCACUUUAUCAAAUGCUUUGAUGAAGUCUACGUAGACAUCAUUCACUGAUUUCUCUCUGUCCAUUGCUCCCGCUAUAAGGGAGCUUGUUGUGCAAUAUCAUUCUUUCUUGAAGCCAUGUAGUUCGCUGUUUAACAAGUUGUUGGUUUCCACGGAUGUCAUUAUAAUCUUUUUGAUUAUUCUUAGCAGUGUUUUAACUACGGCACUGGUGAGGCUGACAGGUCUAUAGUUUGAUGGAAGUUGUGUUGAUCCUUUUUAUAUGUUGUAGUGAAAAUUUUGUCCUAGUUCGUAGGUCACUUGGCCAAUUGACAUAUUGAUUAUCGUAGUCAGUUAUAUUAAUACUCUAUUUUUUUCCUAGUAAGAAUAGGCAUUUCGUAUUAUUGAUUUUAGCAGAUCAAAGAAAAGUAACAAAGAUGCCUAGUGUGACUACAACAAGUACUGUCAAUUCAUCAGGAGUUCGUUUAAUGCGUAAAGCUUCAUGUACUGGUGCCAACGAUCAAGCUACUAAUUCUUCGUUUCAACAUAAUCCUGACAGAAAAUCAUUAAGAGAUCAACCAAAUGUAGGGAAAUAUAAAUUAAUUCGUACACUUGGUCGUGGUAAUUUUGCAAAAGUCAAAUUAGCACAACAUGUUUCAACUGGACGUGAAGUUGCUGUGAAAGUGAUCGAUAAAACUCAGCUUAAUCAGGCCAGUUUGAAAAAACUAUUCCGAGAAGUUAAUAUUAUGAAAAUGUUAAAUCAUCCAAACAUUGUUCGCUUGUAUGAAGUGAUCGAAUCUGAACGUCAUGUAUAUCUAGUCAUGGAAUAUGCAGAAAAUGGCGAAGUAUUUGAUCACCUAGUAGCACAUGGUCGAAUGAAAGAACGUGAAGCACGUGCUGCAUUUCGUCAAAUUGUCUCAGCAGUUGAAUAUUGUCAUCAAAAGAAAAUUGUACACAGAGAUUUAAAGGCUGAGAAUCUUCUCUUCGAUGGAUAUUAUAAUAUUAAACUUGCCGAUUUUGGUUUCUCCAAUCUUUUUGAUGGAUCUAAAAAAUUAGAUACUUUUUGUGGUAGUCCACCAUAUGCUGCACCAGAAUUAUUUCAAGGACGUAAAUACGAUGGUCCAGAAGUGGAUGUAUGGUCUUUGGGUGUAAUUUUAUAUACACUUGUCAGUGGAUCAUUACCAUUUGAUGCACAACAUUUAAAAGAUUUACAAGAACGUGUAUUACGUGGCAAAUAUCGUGUUCCAUUCUAUAUGUCAACUGAUUGUGAAGCAUUAUUACGUAAAUUAUUGGUAUUGAAUCCAGCCAAAAGAAUGACUUUAAGGAAUGUCAUGUCUGAUAAAUGGUUAAAUAUUGGCUAUGAAGAUAAUAUUUUAAAACCUUAUACUGAACCACCUCCGGAUUAUAAUGAUACAGAGAGAUUAGAAAUUAUGCGUAUUAUGGGUUAUCGACCGGAUGAUGUCCGUGAAGCUUUAAUCAAACAAAGUUUUAAUAAUGUCACUGCAAUUUACUUAUUAUUAGCUGAUCCAAAAACAAGAUUAACUUUACCAGCUGGUAGUCUAUUUCCAUCUAAUCAAUCACAAUCAUUGCAUGGGAAUAUAGGACUUAAUCAUCAUCAUCAAUCAUCCGGUUCUGAAGGUGUUACAAUUGAUGCCUCCUCUACUCCUGCUACUGUGACAGAAGAUGAAACUAAUCCAUCAUCGAAAGUUCAGUCUUCCCUAGACAAUUCCAAUGGAAACAAUAAUAAUAAACAGAAAACUAAUCAAAAUGGAUUAACCUACCAAAGCAAAAAAGAGUCCGGACAAGACGGUAGUGGAUCUCAACAUAAUGGAGUACGACGGAUCAGUGGUAUCUCUUGGAUGAAGCAAAGUGCAAGUGCUGGUCCAACAUCUAAUAGACAAGAGAAAUUGAGUGUAGAUGAAAAAUCUCGUCCGCUUCCACGUAUUCGUGUAUGUGAUCUACGCGAACGUGGUAAUGAUUCUAAUCUGGAUGAUUCUUCUGCUCAAGAGAAAAUCGAUGAAAGUAAAGAUAUAAUGAUGGAAUCCUCUAGUGGUGGUGAUCAAUUAUCUGUACGACGUAUGAAUACUUUUAGUAUGUCAGAUAAAGUUCGUCCAACUGGUUCAGAUUCCCAAUCACCUAAUCUAAAAUGUCCAUUAUCUAGAGCACCACCAAUGUCAAAUAUACCAAACUCAUUAACUACUCCAACAACUAGUAGUAGUGAAAAUUCGCCGAUCAAACAAUCAGCUGACAAAUCUUCAUCAGCGUCAUCUUCAUCAUCAUCACCUAGUAAGCAGAAUAGUAAUGAUAAAAAAGAGAAUACAAAAACAUUUUUCGAACAACAAACAAUUAAAUUAAAUCAAGCUGUUCCAUAUUCAGAAGAGAAUCCCUUCCUCGGAUGGUUACGAAGGACACUUCCUUAUCAAAAGAAGCAUAAAGAUACUUCCAUUCAUUCCAAACCUAAAACAGCAACUUUAUCUAAUACUAAUAAUAAUAAUAAUAGUAAAGUUUCUACAAAUGAUACUAAUUCUAUCAUUGAUAUAUUACAUACAAAUGAUCGACAAAAGCAUCAACAUAAUGAUGUUAAUCGUUCAAGUAUUCCUUAUUCAUUAUUUAAUAGUAAUAAAAGUAAAAAGUUAAAGAAGUUAUCAUCAUCUAAUCAAUCUGAUGAUGAUCAUCAGAAAAUAAAUAAUAUGAAUACAAAAAUAUCUGAAUCAUUCACAUUCACUGAUAGUCAUUCUUCAACAUUAGAUCCAACAUCAUCGUCGGGUACAAUGAAUUCUGCGCAAAUUAAACAACAACAUAAUAAUAAUAAUAAUAAUACUAAACAAUCUUCAUCUCCUAGUCGUCGAAUUGCAUUACCUGAUUCAAUUUUCAAAGCAUUAGAUACAUUGAAUACAGUUGAGAAGACUGAAGAUGAUGAUAAGAAAAAGUCUGAUUCAAAAUCACAUGGUUCUAAAUUACCUACAACAACAACAACAACAGCAUCAUUAAAAAGAGAUUCAAUUAUUAAAUGGUCAGUACGUCAUCGACCAAAUAAUACCAUGAUGACUAAAACUAACAAUAUUCCUGAUGAGUCGAAACAAGUGACAACAGAUAAGAAAAUUGUAGAUCUUAAUCAAAAUAUCAAUGGUUCCACAGAAUUAAAAAAUUCUUCAGAUUCUUCAAUGACUAUAGAGAACCCAUCAACUAUAGUUUCAAAGAAUGAAUCAUCUAGUCGUUCUAGACCAGGACGAUUCUUCCGUAGUCUAACAUUAAGGAUAGCUCGAAGUUUUCGAUGUGGUCGUUUUAAGUCAGGUCAUACAAAUCAUCAUCAUAAUAAUAAUCGAAUCAUUUCUAGUAUGCAAAAAUCUAUUCAUAAACAUAAAUAUACUACUAAUACUAAUUCAAAAUCAUAUAAAACAAGUUUAUUGAAAUCGUCUAAUGAUGAAGCUGAAUUAACCGAAGAAAUUCAUUCAUCUAAUCGAUUACAUACUUCAUCAUUAACACAUUCCACAUCAUCAUCACCAACAAGAUCUAGUCAUCCAUCUACAGCACAACAUCAUCAUCAUGAUGAUAAUAAUGAUGAAGUGAAUGAUGAUGAUAAUAGUCAUGACAUAAUGAAAUGUCUUGUGUCAGUUAAUCCAGAUCCAUGGAUAACUAUGGAACCUGGAAAACAUCAUCAACAACAACAACAGCGUAAGGAUUUAAUAUCAAAAUCCAAACGAUCAUUAUCUAGUGAAUUAGAUACUGAUAAAUUAAAACAACAGCCUGCACCUCUUCACCAUUAUCCACAUCAUUAUGGAUAUGAGUUUUCCACUAAUAACACACUGGUUAAUAAUCAAUCUAUCGCUGGUGAUGGUUGUCAAAAAAAGAUCGGAGUCGAACCGUGUUGCCUCGACCUUCCAACGUCGAAAACUGUAGUCAUAACUUCCGACAUGCAUAAAUUAAAAGCUACAACUUACACAACUUCAUCAUGUACAGCAUCAUCUACAUCAACUACAUCAUCUCCAUUGACAGUUACAACAGCUUAUACAACGAGAAUAAUAAAUUGUAAAACAACUACCUCAUCAUCUGAUCAUCAUCCUUCUUUUUAUUAUGGUGAGAAUGAAAAUCAAAAAUUAUGGAAACCACGUCGUUUAUAUUUUGUAUUAAAUCUUCCAAUUCAUGGAACUGAUCCACAUAUAUUAUUAAUACAAAUGAUUGAAUUAAUAAAACAUUAUCAAUGUUCAUAUGAAUUUCUUAGUUCAUAUCGUUUACGUUGUACAAAAUUGAUUCAUUCUUCUACUUCUUCUCCUCCUUGUUCUACUUCAAAUGAUAAUAAUAGACCUAUUCGUGAUACGGAUGUUAACCAACCACUAGAACAUUGUACAUUAACAUCUCAACAACAACAACAACAGCAGCAACAGCACCCCCAAGAUGUACCUCAAUUACCUUUACUAUUAUAUUCAAAAGAUAAAACACAUUUAUUAAUAUGGGAUAUGGAAAUAUUUCAAUUAGCUAAACCAAUUCAUUAUGGUGUACGUUUUAAACGUAUUUCAGGCAAUCAGAAUGCAUUCAAAAUAAUGAUUAAGUAUUUUAUUUAUCAUCAUAAAGUAUAAUCUUAUCAUAUACACUGAAUGUAUGCUGUAUUUGUUCUUUACAAAAAAAGAACCUUCAAGUUUCCUAUCUCCUUCAAUUUAUAUGAUUGUUGUAUAACUAAUGGAUCCAUGUCAACAUUUACCAUUUAGUCUUUAUGAUUGUUGUCGUUGUUGUUGCUGAUGGUGGUACUGGUAUUGCCAUUACUGUUAUUGUCAAUGUUAUCUUUUGCUUCUAAACUUUUCUUUCCCUUUUUUUUGAUCUCAUGUUUACUACUGAAAUCAAAUAAACGACUACUUAUUUAAGUUAUAUAUAUAUAUAUAUAUUUUCCUUUUAAGAAAAGAUAAUUAACCAUUAUUGACUAUUGAAUAAUAAUAACCCAUUCAAAUAAUAAUCAUGUUUCUUUCUUUUUUUAUUACUUUUACAAGAAUAAACGAAAAACCAACAACAAAAAAAGAAGAAACCAUAUUGAUUCAAUAUAUGUAGGUACUAAAAUUGUGUUCCUUGUUUGUUUGUUUGUUUGUUUGUUUGUUUCUCCUUGUUGUUUGUUAGUUGGUUUUAUCAUGUUCUUUCUUUUAAAAUAGAUUUUAUUUUAAACAAACAAAUGAUAUAUGACUUGUUUUAUUCUUUUGUUCCCUUUGUUUGUAUAAUAUCACCAUACUUAUAUAGAUAGACAUAUUUAUGUAUUCUGCCUUUUUUUGUUUCUUUUAAAUUUAUUCACUUUUCAUCAACUAUUCAGUUGCUAUGUAUGCAUAUGUAUGUACAUGUUUGUAGGUGUAGGUGUGUGUACUUGUGUGUGUGUAUGUGUAAUAACUCAGUUACAGUUGAUUUUCAUCAACUCUAUUAGUUCUUCAAUAAAUCUGUUUUUGUUUUUCUUUUUUUUUUAAUAAUCUUAUCACAGUUUUGCUUAUCAUUUAACCAUUGAUUAUUCAUAAUAUAAAUAUGGAUCCAUUUAAUAUAUGAUCUCAUAUGUCAGGUUUUUUCUUUCAUUUAACCCGGUCUUUAUUAGUUGGUUUGGUUUGGUUUGAUUUGAUUUAUUUAUUUUUCAACCUUCUCAAUCAUACAUUUCCUUUCUUUUAAAAAAAAAAACAAACUCUUGAUGUACUAUUCUGUACGUGUGUGUGUGUGUGUGUGUACGCGCGCACGCAGGCAACUACUUGUUUCUAUGGUUAAACUUACUACAUUGAUAAUUGUACAAUAUACAUUUAUUCAAACUAUUCAUUUCUGUUUCUUCUUCUCUUUUUUUUGUAUAUUUUAAUUUCCUGCCUUAUCAACCAUUUUAGUUAUAUUAUUAUAUUAAUUAUGUUAUAUUCUAUGCUUGCUUAUUUACUACAUUUAAUCAAUGAUAAGAAUUAAUAGGGAUAUAAAACUAUAAAGAAUGACAUUUUAUUUUUAUUGAUAUGUUCAAUUCAUAAUAUAUCAAUAUACAUGAUGGUUAAUUCUUUCCUAUUCCUUCUUUUAUGUUUUACUAAUAUUAUUCUAUAGGUAUGUUUAUGUUUUAUUGUUUCUUUAAUACAACUCCUGUAUUAUGUAACAUGUGUAUGUGGGUGUGUGUCUGUGUGAUAUUAUGUAAUCAUUUUGGCUGAUUAUAUCAUACAGUGUAACCUUUUUCAUGUUGUAUGUAGUAGUAGUAGUAGUAGUUAAAUCCAUGGUCAUUUGAUUGUUCCGUCUUUUAUGUGUGUGUGUGUGUAUGUGUAUGUGUUGGUAUUGUAGAUACGAUCAUAACUAUUUAUUCUUGUUCUAAUUAUUUUUCAAACCAUUUUACCUAAUUUACCACGUCUCUCUGUCUAUUAUUAACAGAAUAUUAAAAUAAAUAAAUAAAGAAGAAGAAGAAAAAAUGAACGUGUUUCUCAUCGUUACCUUUAGUUUUUGUUAUUGUUAUUCUUUAUAAAAUGAUGUAUGAAAUAGCCGUCUUGAUUAUUUUGAGAUGGUAAAGAAAAUUUAUAGUUCAGUUAGAUGAUUUUGAUGGAGA
Messenger RNA from Schistosoma rodhaini, 7852 nucleotides. NCBI's taxonomy places the organism in Eukaryota, Metazoa, Platyhelminthes, Trematoda, Strigeidida, Schistosomatidae. The record is from the annotation of a GenBank genome assembly.